Molecule: messenger RNA, 3195 nt
Organism: Besnoitia besnoiti
Lineage: Eukaryota; Apicomplexa; Conoidasida; Eucoccidiorida; Sarcocystidae
Exons: 18
Coding region: 1-3195 (1064 amino acids)
Source: RefSeq, a predicted model, not a curated record
AUGUUCGCGCGGUCGCUAUGUUCUGCGCCCAGGUCCUGCCCGAGCUGCGAAGUCCCUCUGAAAAAGGUUCUGAACGGCUAUACUGGCAUGAUGAUCGCGGUGCCCGGCGAAGCCGUCUACGAGGCAGCGAUGAGCGCCAAACGCGUCAACCCGUCGCUAGAAGUGUUCAGUUUUACGCUGAGAGUAGACUGGGGGUACAACUGGGUUGAGGCCACUGCUUCUUUCGAAUACGUUCCCUUCCAGCCUUACUUUUCAGUGGUGGACGGGACCGUCUGGAAAGUUAAAAACGAUGAAAAGCGGUUCAGCUUCACUAUCGGCGCCUACGCGUGCGCUUCCUACGCAAAAACGACAAAGUGGAUUCUGCAAAGCGACGACGAUCCCAGGCCAGCAGAAGAACUCCUAGAGAUCGUCGAAAAUCCACGCGACACACAGUUCACGGUCUCUCUGUCUCCGCAGUCUCUCAUUCCGGGCGGCAAGUACUUCAUCACUUUGGAGGUUUCAUACGUUGAGGCUCCAACUUAUAAAGGAUCUACGACUGUGGAGAUUGACGUCGAGGGCCCUCGCUAUCCGGUAGCGCACCUCCAGAUGCCGGACUUCGUCGAGGCGUGUGACGCGAUGGUGAUCGAUGGAUCAUCAUCGAGAUCUGGGGCGCCUGACGGAGAGAUAGAAACCAUCUGGCAGUGUCUCUCGGGAUGCAGUGACGCAGUCAACGACCUGCUCAGGAGACAGGAGAAUCGACUGAUGUUCACUGUCGAUCCCGACCUUGUGUUUGCUCUGGCGAAAGCCCUCCGCGAAGCAGACACGGGCAACAGCACCUUCCUCCUUCAGAUCCAACUGACCGUGACAAACUCGUACAGAGUCACAUCUACCGCAACAAGCAGCACCCGCAUUGCUGCGCAUCUGAAGCCUCCGGAGAUCAGCACGCUGACGCCGGCGCGAGACGUCAUUUCUCACAAAGAGCCGUACGCGAUGAAUCUGGAGGGCACUUUCUGCCCGGUCGCGUCAACUGGAACGAACCUGCGACUCGACAUACGCUGGACAAUCCGGUCUAGCCAAGACACGCGCGACGUGAGCCAGCUCUUGGAACUCAGCGACAACGGCCUCAGCGGAAGGUUUCCUGCCUACAGCUUGAAGCCCGCGGCGACCUACGACGUGAACGUGGCGGUCGCCUACCUCGACGACCCUCGCGUCAAGAGCUACGCGUCCUUCUUCCUCGAAGUCCGCCAAGCGCCCGGAUCGCCCCCGGAAAUCAGACUCAAGUACCCCAAGCUAGCGCGGAACUGCGAAUCCAUCACGCUGGACGCUACAGGGACAACCUCAUCUGCUUCCGAACCUGCUCUGGUCGCCCGCUGGAAGUGCGCAACCGAAGACUGCCCAGAGGAGUUUGCACAGAUCAUCGCAGCUGAGAGGAGCCUUGCACUAGUUAUUCCAGACGAUGUUGUCUACAAAGCCAUGCAGAAGCUCCAGAGCGAUCCUGCGUCACCGGAAAGCAUUACGGUGACGGUUUCCCUCGAAGUCGAGGACCGAGACAUGCGGGCAUCGACAGAAGUUGAGAUUGAGUGGUCAGUCUCCCCCGACCGGAAGCCUUUCAAGCUCCACGAACUUGUUCAAGUGUCACCGGACCAGCCCCCGCUCUGGGCGGCGACCAAGCCAGAUGUGCUGAUUCGGGGCCUUGCCUACGAGUUCACCGCGCGGGCGUUCUACCAAGCAACUCCAAAUCUGUCGAACUCGGUUACGUUUCGUGUGGUAACUGACGCAGCCGGAACUCUCGCGCCCUCACUCUCGCUGACCGGGUCGCCGACCAGCGUCCUGUCGGCGUGCGAAGGCUUUUCGGUUGCCAGCGCAGCGUCAUCCGGCAUCCCCGACGACAAAACUCUCGACACAUACUGGCUCUGUCUCGACCCCGAAUGCCCCGCCGACUACUUGCAAUUCCUGAAGGGCCAGUCGGAUGCCGCGGAGCUUCUCGUCCCUGCCUCCAUGGUCUACACACUGUCGAGAGAGAAUCGCCAGAGGCAUCCUGAGGCCAACACUUUCCUUCACACUAUCGGCGUGAUUGUCAUCAACUCGGACCGUCGCCAUGCCACAGGCUCCGUCCACAUGGAGAUAGAGAACUUCCCGACGCCUCCCAGCAUGCAACCCGCAGGACCGCUAGACUUCCAUAUCAAGUCUACAGAGUCAGUCACAAUGGCGGUCGCUCCAACAUACUGCGUCCAUGCGGAUGACGCCACAUUCAUGUGGGAGAUAUCCAGCGACUUCGAGAACAGACCCUCGAGCGAACUACUUACAAGAAGUCCAGACGGGCACAGAGCGACGGUGAACGCGGGAAAGCUUCUCGAUGGAGUUACAUACACAGUUACAGUCUCUUUGACGUAUGGAGACCUCCCGUCGUCCGCCUCUCUUCCCUUCGAGAUCAAUGUUGCCCCCCCUGAAAACCCGAGGGCCGAGCCAACCGCAGCUGUCACUGGACCUUCUGGCAUUCAAGGCACAUGUGAGUCAUUCGAACUGAGUGGCGCAAACUCGCAAGCCCAUACCGCUGAUGGCAUGCUGCUGCCAAGCUGGAACUGCCUCGGACAGUGCCCGAGUACGUUUGUGAAAGCGGCAAGGGCAGCAAAAGAGCUUACCCUCACAAUGUCCGCUGCGACGGUAUACCAGGCUGUGAAAGAAUAUAAAGAGAGGAACCCUAUUGUUACCACAUUUGAAGUCGAAUUCGAGUUGACCGUCACCGACUCACAGCAGAAGGCAGCUCGAGGGACUACCACCGUAACUUUGCAAAGCUCUCCCGACCCUCCCGUACUCCGAGCAACGUCAAACCAGGCACUACAGACAGGAACGCACGAAACAGUCAUCUUGAGUGCCGAAGUGGAGUACUGCGAGCAUGCGAGAACAGACAUUUCCUCUGGCCUGCUUAUCGAGUGGAGGUCGACAAGUACUGAUCCUCGGCCUUUCGAGGAUCUAUUCGCCCUGUCCAACGAUCAGUUGACAGCGACAGCGGAGCCACUGUCACUUAACGCAGGAACUGAGUAUUCCUUUAAACUCACGGUGGCGUAUGAGGGGGACACGAAGAAGAGCCAGCGGCUCGAAUACACAGUGCAAGUUCAGAGAGAAUCUCUAUUUCUGAACUUCGUCGUGGAUGCCCUGUCUGCGCCCCAAAACACGUCACCCACGAUCACUGAAGAUGGCGGCUCCCAACAAUGA